AUGACAGAUGCAAAUGAAGUGGAUGUUCUCAUAAUUGGCGCAGGUAUCUCGGGCGUUUUUGCAGCAAAGUGCUACCUGGAUUUGCACCCUGAGUCUCGGUUGGUUAUUCUUGACAGGGACAGCUGUGUUGGGGGUACUUGGAACUCACGAAGGGGUUACGAUUCUUUCUGGACGCAAUGGACUGUGGGAACAGCAGAGUUUUCGGAUCAGGCUAUGCCACGGCCGCCAGAUGAGGAUGUUUACCUCGAGUUCUUCAAGGCCAAGCAUACGACGAAGUAUAUCGAGAGCUAUGUGGAUACUCAUAGCUAUAAUGGCCGUACCCUACGUGACAGGAUCCAAUUCUCGAUUGAGGUUCAGUCCGUUCUUAAGAGCGGUCAUGAAUGGACGGUUUCUGCCAAAGAAAGAACCAGUGGGGUGCAACACACGUUCAAGACGCCCAAGCUGAUUGUUGCGAGCGGCUUGACUUCGAUCCCUAAUAUGCCUUCGCUGCCUGGGAGAGAUAAUUUCCAGGGUCAAGUGCUCCAUCAUAACGAUUUCGGGUCAUCCAAUGUUUUGAUCUCCCCGGAUAUCCAGACGAUCACCAUCCUAGGGGCCGGCAAAUCAUCAGCUGACAUGGCUUACGAAGCAGUCAAGGCCGGCAAGAAAGUAAACUGGAUUCUAAAAGCCACAGACACAACCGGGCCAGGAUUCUUCCUGUCGCCGAAAGGCGCGGGCCCGUAUAAGAAUGCGUUUGAGAUAGGAAUGACUCGGGUAGCUGCGACUUUUACACCUUCUUUCAUGAAUGGCAUCAACUGGUGGACCAAACUCCUUCAUUCGACGAGAUACGGCGUGAAGUUGAUGAGUUCUUUUUGGGGCACUGUCGACGCAGACGCUCGAAAGGACGCCAAUUUUGGAAGGGAAAACCAACACGGUUUUGAAAAGUUGUCCCCACACUCACCAAUAUUUUGGCAAAACUGCACGGGUGGACUUCUCAAUCACAAAGACUUCUUCGACACGAUUUCAGAAAAUGUUCAGAUCUACUCUGGAGAUGUCCAAGGUCUGGAAGACGGACUCCUGCGCCUGAAAUCCGGCGAGAAGAUACCCUCAGACGCCAUCUUAUGCGGUACAGGCUGGGUACCAUCGCUGCAGUUUUUUACUGAAGAGCAAUGCCGGGAAUUUGGACUGCCACAUCUUGUAGCUGAGGAACCAGAGAGUGAAAAAGCUCAUUGGGGGGAACGCGAGGCUGAGGCUGACCGCAAAACCCUCGCCACCUUUCCGCAACUCAAGAGUCCCCCUGAGCAUUACCACAAGACUCCUAUUCAUACCCCGUAUCGGCUGUAUCGACACAUAGCGCCUCUGUCCGAAUCAAGCGCCGCGGCGGAAGACCGCUCCAUCGUCUUCCUCGGCCAAGUGAGUGUGGGGAACUACUUUCCGACCGUAGAGUGCCAGUCGCUAUGGGCGAUGGCAUAUCUAGAUGGGAAACUAACUUUGCCGAGCAAGGAGGAGCAAGAGAAGGGCGUAGCGCUGUUUACAGCUUGGUGUCGACGCCGGUACCUGAGCAAUGGGGAGGAGGGCAAUAAUAUGACGUUUGAGCUUAUUGGCUACAUGGACAUGCUGUUGCAGGAUAUGGGCCUCAGCAGUCACCGUAAAGGCUGGUUCAAGGAUCUGUUUGCGCCGAUGUGGGCUAAGGAUCUUGGGGGUCUGAGAGGGGAGUUUGAAAAGAAGCUUGGGUAUGAGAAGGAUGGUAAAUAG
Molecule: messenger RNA, 1731 nt
Organism: Lachnellula hyalina
Lineage: Eukaryota; Fungi; Ascomycota; Leotiomycetes; Helotiales; Lachnaceae
Product: FAD-dependent monooxygenase
Exons: 4
Coding region: 1-1731 (576 amino acids)
Molecular function (GO): flavin adenine dinucleotide binding; NADP binding
Source: RefSeq, a predicted model, not a curated record